CAGAGACUGCUCCACGCUUGCGUCGGGCUGCUGCAAAUGCUAUGUAAAGAUGGCUGGUCCGUCCGGCGCGCUGCCGCGUGCUGCCGCUGUUGGCCCCAUGCGUCUUUGUGCCUUCGCCCUUCCUUUGUCUUGCGAGUGCUGGUCGCUGCUGGACGGUCGUUCCGUUCGUUCGUUCCUUUCUGCUCGGCAUGAGGCAGUCAAGGCAGUCACUUUAGCUCCAGAAGCUCUGUAUCAACCCCGGCAGCAUGUUGUCCGAGACCUUGUCCUCGUGGCUUAAUUCCUUUGCCUCAUGUUGCGGCGCCCGCGAGAAGCCUCGGUCGAGGGCGUCGAGUCCCGGGAGGAACGUCGUCGUCCUGAGGGACCAGCCCGCCGCCAUUCCGCGGCCCUCAGCCGAGCCGCUCUGGUCGACGCAGAGGACAUAUGAGAGAGCGCUGGAGCGGGAACGGCAGAAGGAGAGGGAGAAGGCACGCCUCCGGCGGCCAGGCAGCCGAGACAGCAACUCCGUGAGAAAGCUCUGGUCCUCGAGGUCGUCGUCGUCGACACGCCGCUUGCGGAUAUCGGGGCCGACCAACUUCCGCCAUCUGCAUUCCGAGUCGUUCCAGUUCCCUUCUCCGCCGCCGUCCCGUCCUCAGCGCCGGGAGCGCCCGAGUUCGUUCCGGCCGAUCGAACUGAGCAUCUACCAGCCGCACAACCGGCUGUCCCCCAUCCUGCCCCAUCUCGAGUUGGACGUCGUCACCCCGCCGCCGCGCGCCUACACGGCCAGCAGCGGCAGGACACUCGUCCACGAACGGAGCCACUCGUCCAUGUCCUUCCACAUUCCCCGGAAGCAUGUACGGCAGGUAUCCGGCAUCUCGGACGACAGUUCUCCGAGCUCUCCGAGUCCUCCGAGGAUACCACCCAAGUCGCGGGCGCGGGCGUACACAGCGCCGAACACGGCCAGGAUUGUCGAGCGCAUCGCGAGCGCCUUGCUCGAGAAGGAGCGGCUGCAGGCCGAGAUCGACUCGAUAAUUGAGCGGCAGAGCAUCUACCUGGGCAGCCGCCCGUCGACCGGCUACGACAUGCGGGGCCUCGAACCCAUGCCGUCGAUCCCGGCGCUGCCCGCGGCAGCACCGUCCUUUGCCGAGAGACUCAGCGUGGAUGACCGUCCUCGCACGGCGCCCUCGCACAUGGCAGGCACGAACGUCCAGCAACAGCCCCUCGAGCUUCCAACAACAUCACCACCGCCGCCCAGAACGCCCACACCGCGAGUUUACCCACCCCAGCCGCCGCACUCCACCUCUUCCCACCACACUACCACCGCCACCAACAACCCCUUCGAAAGCGACCCCGACCAUCUCGACCGCCCGCUCGCCCCACCCCUCCCACUCGUCCUGCGCCCGCCCCUCCGCAAGAAGAAGUCCUUUUCGCGCGUCUCCAACUGGCUCUUCCACCCGGACGAGCGGGGGGCCGUCCCCACGGGCCACCACCAGAGCAGCAGCAGUAGCACCACCGCCGCGGCCAGCGGCGCCAUCAUCACCACGACGCCCCGCCCCGUCAAGGAGUCCGACGGGUUCUACCAGUGCGUCGCGCCGCCCGAGGGCCUGCCGCGCACGAGCAUGGAGACGACGACGUCCUCGUCGGUGCGCACCUGGACGACGGGUGGUGACGAGGAUUACAACGGCCGCGGCGAGGUGGGGGAUGAGGAUGAGGAUGAGGACGAGGACGAGGACGAGGCCAAGACCGUCCCGACUACCACCACGGCUGCAUGGUCGCCCGUGAUGACGCCCAAGCUGGGGUCGAGGCAUACCACGCCUGUGAUUGGCGGCGGCGUGGGCUUUGGGAAAGGCGGGGAGUGUUUUGAGAAGGAGACCGGCGUUGCGGUUGGCGGUGCAGCUGACGAGCUGGGGAUGGAGCUGGCGGCCGCCGGGACGGACGGACAUCGUCCGCUGAGCGUGGGUGUCGCGCUCUGAACCCUCUUUCACUACUUCCUUUUACACCUUGUAUUCUCUUCCCUUUCCGUCCCCGUUUAG
Messenger RNA from Thermothielavioides terrestris NRRL 8126, 2009 nucleotides. RefSeq lists its product as uncharacterized. The coding region runs from base 246 to 1949 and encodes 567 amino acids. The transcript has 2 exons. The record is from RefSeq and is a predicted model, not a curated record. NCBI's taxonomy places the organism in Eukaryota, Fungi, Ascomycota, Sordariomycetes, Sordariales, Chaetomiaceae.